AUGCGCCGGCCAAAGCAACGGAACACAAAAUCAGUACACGGGAUUCUAGUUGCGUUCAUCGUAUUUCUCCUGUUGACAGACCCAUGUGGGGCAUUACUUUACCCUACAAGUACUGUACUCCAGUUGACAACAUCUAUGUCGGUGCCAAUUGAUAUUCCAGAUUCGCGAAAGGUCUUCAUCGAUUUGGGAUUUCAAAUGAACUAUAAUUUGCCAUUUGAUCUUGCGUCAUUCUACAAUCCGGCCAUUUGGUCCAAUGCCUUGGAGCGUCGUCGCAAGCGUCAAUUGGAUGGCUUUACGGGCACAGUCCGGCAGCUACUGGACGCUGAGAACGAUAUUCAUCCAAAUGAUUUCACUGCCGGCCAGCUAUAUGCAGGCUUGGAGCAUCGCUUACAGGAUUAUGGCUUCCAUAGAUCCUGCUUGCUGCGCAGUGUCUGUGAACUGGCCCUGCAUCCAUUAGCGGAUAAUCACAGCUACAACUACAGUUUGAUCGUACAGAUUAUCACCUUUCUGCUAACGCCAUCGCAGCAUGAAGGAUUUGGACCAAAUGAAAAGUUGUAUCAACAUCGAUAUGAACGCGCUGAGAGAUUAGGUUUUAUGGGCGGCAAUUGCCAGAAGGCGUAUCCAAAGUGUGAGCUGGAUAUGUUAAAUAUAUUCAGCAGAAUAGUAAGAUGAAAUUAAAGUUGUUAUUA
Drosophila innubila is the source of this 689-nucleotide messenger RNA. RefSeq lists its product as uncharacterized. The transcript has 2 exons. Lineage: Eukaryota; Metazoa; Arthropoda; Insecta; Diptera; Drosophilidae. The record is from RefSeq and is a predicted model, not a curated record. The coding region runs from base 1 to 672 and encodes 223 amino acids.